Messenger RNA from Tetranychus urticae (two-spotted spider mite), 2937 nucleotides. The record is from RefSeq and is a predicted model, not a curated record. Lineage: Eukaryota; Metazoa; Arthropoda; Arachnida; Trombidiformes; Tetranychidae.
UUGUGAUGAUAAUUAACUUGGAAUAAAAACAAACCAAAGCACAAACUUAAAACAUAUGACUCUCUCUCUUUCAAACCUUCGCCACUAGGGCUUUUUCAAUAUAACUUAAUGCAUUACAAUUGUAUCUUUCCAAUCAAAAGCAGGUAACCCUAGCGGUAAAUGUAAACGUGAAAUAUUAUACUUUUAACUAUGCACAUUUCAACCAUUGUAUUUAUAUCUUUAUUAUGAUUAUUUUUAUACUGAAUUUAACUAAACCAUUUGUACCCUGACAUCUCUAUGUCCCAUGGGAGACAUAUAUACUCCGAACUUUUCUUCAACAUUAUCAAUAAAGUUUGACUUAAACUCUCAACUUUGCCUCUUCACUCCCUUGUGCUGCCCUCUCUCCUUCUUACUCUUCACUUUGAACCGAAAGGUUUUAGAAUAGUAAGAUCCCUCCCCUUUCUCUCUUACUUUUCACUUUUGGUUCAUCUCCAUAGAAAAUGGAUUUCCUCUCUUUCGAGCCGGAUUACGAUCCCGAAUCCAUCGAUUCUCCCGCUUGCUCGCCUGGACAUUGGUUUGGUAGCGACAUCUGUGGUCCUGAUUCUGAACCAACCCCUGCUGGACCUGUUAGCAAGCCCUUGGUAGUCUUUGGUGGUGGUUUGAAUACGCCCCCUGGUGGAACUUUUCGACCCUCAGCUGCCAAUUUUCGCCCUUCUCCUUCAGCCAGCUGUCCUCUUGGUCCCUCUAUCAGCCGCCCCUUCCAGCCUAAUCGUCCUUUGGUGGAACAGAACCCCCCUAAGCCAGUUGAUCGACCCAGCUUCCUCCGUCCUUUGGUAACUCCUGAAGUUCAAGCUGUUGAAACUCCCGCUGGUCCUUCUGCUCCAUCUAUUGGCCCCGUUAAACCUGGUAAAGCCAAGAAUAAGAAACGAAGGGAAGAAAGAAAACUCUACCUUCAAAAGCAGCGUUUAGAAGCCGAACUAUCUGGAACUGUCUGCUUGGCUUACGAAGCUCAUCUCCAGAAGAAGCAGAGAAAGACUGAAGAAAGAGCCGCUAAAUUCUUCAAGCAAGGUAUUCAGAAAGCUGCUGAAGCUUCACGAUUAAAAGAGCAACUUGCUCAAAGCAAACCCACCUUCUCUUCUACAGCUGAAUUCAACGCCAUCAAAGCUAAUCUUCCCGCUCGACAAGAAUCUCGUCAACUCCUUAACAGAGCUGCUUCAACUGCUACUUACGCUCUCCACUUUGACUCUAUUAAUCGUUCCUUUGCCCCAAACAUUGUACCUCAAUCUGCAACACCAGUUGAGCACCUCCAUAAGUUAGUUUUUAAACAAUAAAAGUUUUUGUAUUAAUAUAGUUUUAUUUCCUUUCAUAAUGGCAAAUGAUCUUGAUGAUACUACCCUCUCUGAUCAAAUACCAGAUCCAAAUGCCCAAGGAGAUAACCUCGACUCAAACCCAAUCACAAAUCCAAAUCAACCAACCCAUCCACCCUUGGUCAACCCAACAAAUGUUCGUCUACCAACAUUAAUCCGUAAUCCAUACCUCCCUGGCACACCAACAGUUCGAUUCCAAGACCAAAAUAUGAAUCGUUUAUCCACUACAUCACAACUAGACACGACUAUCGACCAACCAACGCAGUACAUUACCUUACCACAGAAGAAGGUUCUCAAAUGUUAUACUGGCGAACCAUCUGGUAUCCGCAUCCAAGCUUGGUUAGUCCUGUACGAAAGACAUAUCAACACCAACGAUUCAUACACCCUUAUAAGAGACUUAGUCUACAGCCUAGACAAAGAAGCUCUAAGUUGGUACGCCGAGGAAAUCGCAUCUGAAGAGCAUGUUGAUUGGAACGCUGUCAAAUCUUUAAUGAUCACUCGCUUCGGUUCUGAAUUCAAGGACCCACUUCUCGAAGCUCAACGUAUCCGUCUUGAGCGUACAGAGACAGUGACUGAGUAUUAUCGCCGCAAGAUAAAACUCCUUCGUGAAGCAAAAUUAGCUGAACAUCAAGUCAUCUCUCAGCUAACUUCUGGUUUACCCUUUGCUUGGACUCUCCAUAUGAGUUCUGGACGCCCUCGUACACUCUCUGAUUGGCUCGAAAUAGCCACUGAAACCGAAAUGCGUUACAAACAAAAGGAAAAAUUCCUAACAAAGCAAUAACCAAAGAAACCCGCUGCUAAAACAUUGGUCGCCGCACCUCCACAUAACAAUAGCCGCCCUCGUCAAUCUGCUGAACGCCGUCCUCCAGUUUGUAGGUACUGUGAAAGACUUGGUAAAAAGGAAAACCAUUGGCAUCGCGAAUGUCCUAAUCGUUCUCAAACCAGUCAACCUCAACCAUCGACCCACACUGCCGAGGAAGAACUCCAUCCAGAUGACCCCGGAGACGUAUGUUUCGCUAAAAACAUAUCUCCAAUACUCAAAUUCAUCGAUAUUCCACUAACAAUCGAAGGUAUUUCCGUCGAAGCCUUCAUUGACACCGGUAGUACAAUCAGCAUUAUGAGUCUAAAGACAUGUAAACGACUCAACCUUCCCAUCAACAAUAAACAACAAAUAACCAUCAACCAGCUAGAAGGUUCAACCAAGAGUGUUGGAUACACUCUCGCCUCAACUACCAUCCACAAAACAACCAAGACGAUCAAGUAUCACAUCAUCUCCAACUUCCGCUAUCCAAUCUUAAUCGGUCUCAACACCAGUAUCGAAUUCGGUCUUCACCUUAACCUAGAAGAUAAGACUGUCAGCAUUCGAUCACCAGAGACUCAAGAAUUAGUAACCCUAUUAGGAGAAACACAUGAGAAAGAUCAACUUGCCGCUCUCAUCGAAAAACAUAAAUCUGCCUUCGCCCAAAAUGAAACAGACAUUGGCCGCAUCACCGUUGCCAAACAUCGGAUAACCACUAUUAACCAUCCUCCAAUUCAACUUAGGGCCUAUCGUCGUCCUCAAGCCGAACUUGAUGAAAUAAGUCGUCAAGUU